Messenger RNA from Caenorhabditis sp. 36 PRJEB53466, 899 nucleotides. Lineage: Eukaryota; Metazoa; Nematoda; Chromadorea; Rhabditida; Rhabditidae. The record is from the annotation of a GenBank genome assembly.
AUGAAGUUACCCGUCGCUGAUAGCUUCCAACUCGACCUUCGACUGAAUGCCGACGUGGCGGAAUGCAUCGGGAAACUGAUGUGGUUCGACUCGAGAAGACAGGAACGUCUGCUCGGACACUACACCGACAAAGAUCCCAGUCUACUCGAAAUGAUUGAGAUGGAAAAGUUGAGAAUGAGAAAGAAAACUGCGAAUCAUCGUCAGUUCAAUGUUUACGAAUGGACCGAUUCGGGCAUCUUCACAUCGAUCGAGUUCCUGAUCAGUCUGGACUUUAUGACGUCCGUCCAAGUCUCCGAUAAACUCAAAUUGCUACAGAAUUUCUACAUGAAAGCUUCGAUCUUCGAGUGUGCAAUGCGAACAAAGACUGAUAAGUGCGACCAGUUAAUCACCCCGGACGGCACUAUUGUUUAUCCGAAAGCACUUUUGGAGUGAGCCACGUUUUCUGACAUCUCGUCUAUCUGAACUUUUUGCAGAUCAGCCAGUAUCAGCAGGGAAAUGCUGAAUAAAACGCGGAGUCUUCUCGUGGUCAAACUCAUUGAACUUCAAGUGACCCGCGAGGAAUUCGUGCUACUCACUGCCAUUUUCUUCUGCAAUUCUGGUAACACCUAUUCUUUCGCAACACGCAGAUCAUAAGAGUUGCAGGAAUUCCAAAGCUCUCGGAGAAUGCGAAGACGAUUCUGACGACACAGCAGAAGAGCUACGCGUCGGUUCUGUUGCAGUACUGCCUCUGGUCCUAUCAACGAUCGGGACCUUCGAGAUUCGGCGAUCUGCUCUCCGUGUGCCAAGUGCUCGACACCAACUUUAACGAGAUUCAUGGUCUGAUACUCUUGUUCCAGUGCUAUAUGACUGAAAUCAAAACUAAAAAGCUGACCGAUGCAGCUUUCGAGUUGCCAAAUUGA